GCCCACUCGGCCAGCUCUGAACUAGGCUUCUUCGGAGGCCGCCGGCUGCUUGCUGCUGCGGCUGCGCCUCCUUGUUCCUCGCGUCACCGCUGCCGCCAUGCCGGGAGGGCUGCUUCUCGGGGACGAAGCCCCCAACUUUGAGGCCAAUACCACCAUCGGCCCAAUCCGCUUCCACGAUUUCCUGGGAGACUCAUGGGGCAUUCUCUUUUCUCACCCACGGGACUUUACCCCAGUGUGCACCACAGAGCUUGGCAGAGCGGCAAAGCUGGCGCCAGAGUUUGCCAAGAUGAAUGUUAAGAUGAUCGCUCUUUCGAUAGACAGUGUUGAGGACCAUCUUGCCUGGAGCAAGGACAUCAAUGCUUACAAUGGUGAUGAGCCCACAGAAAAGCUCCCGUUCCCCAUCAUAGAUGACAAGAAGAGGGAACUUGCCAUCCUUUUGGGCAUGCUGGAUCCGUCAGAGAAGGAUGAAAAGGGCAUGCCCGUGACGGCCCGUGUGGUGUUCAUUUUUGGCCCUGACAAGAAACUGAAGCUGUCUAUCCUCUACCCAGCCACCACUGGCAGGAACUUUGAUGAGAUUCUCAGAGUAAUUAAGUCUCUCCAGCUGACAGCAACAAAACGGGUUGCUACCCCGGUUGAUUGGAAGGAGGGCGAGAGCGUCAUGGUCCUGCCCACCAUCCUUGAAGAGGAAGCCAAAAGUCUAUUUCCCAAAGGAGUCUUCACCAAAGAUCUCCCAUCUGGCAAGAGAUACCUCCGUUAUACCCCGCAGCCUUAAGUCUUUGUGGGAGCUGGCUGCAGCUGCUCGGACACAGUGGACCUGAGGAUACCAGCUGACCGCCAUCUGUCCUCGCCCAGUUCCAUAGAAACCUCCUGCUGUGUGAUCACAGCCAAAGUCAUUAGGUCACUUUACUACUGGUUCAUUAAAUGGAAAUGGCACCAACACUUUCUUGGGGUUCUUUACUCUGUGCCUUCACAGCAUUCUGCCCCUCCGUCCAUCUCGGGGUUCUGCUGACCAGCUUUCUCUGAAGUGCAUUCUGUAGUAGAAACUGUGACCUAUGCAGGGUUCUAGAGUGUCAGGGAUAGGGGAAGCUCACUCGGCUCCAUGGUAGAAUGACUAUCACCUUUUGUAGCCUCCUUGGAAAAUAAUGAAAUGGGGAAAACUUUCAGUUCUGUAUUUUUCAUAAGUAACAAACUUGGGAACAGCCCGGGGAAAUUUCUAACUAUUGUGCUAUCAGGAAUCUGAUGCAUUUCUGUCAAAUGGGGGCUCAGAAGAGGCUUCCUUUGCCCUGCCAAGGAGGGAAGUGCACCCAAGACCGCUCAUCCCUCCAGGGGUUCCUGUUUGUCUGCUCUGGUGCCGUGUACAUGUGAACACAUCUUGUAAGGACAGGCGGUGACAGAAUGGUUCGCCACUAAACUGUCCUAGCAGUAGGUUGCCACUUUCCUGAAUUCUGCUUUUUGGGGUUCAACAAAUAAAAUCCUUUGUUGAAACUGA
Messenger RNA from Microtus ochrogaster (prairie vole), 1489 nucleotides. It is a transcript of the gene Prdx6, whose product is annotated as peroxiredoxin 6. Gene Ontology annotation, molecular function: peroxiredoxin activity. Gene Ontology annotation, biological process: cell redox homeostasis; cellular oxidant detoxification. Gene Ontology annotation, cellular component: mitochondrion; cytosol. The record is from RefSeq and is a predicted model, not a curated record. Lineage: Eukaryota; Metazoa; Chordata; Mammalia; Rodentia; Cricetidae.